Messenger RNA from Auxenochlorella protothecoides, 1176 nucleotides. RefSeq names its product Cytochrome P450 26A1. The transcript is spliced from 6 exons. Gene Ontology annotation, biological process: sterol metabolic process. The record is from RefSeq and is a predicted model, not a curated record. Bases 1 to 1176 code for a protein of 391 amino acids. Lineage: Eukaryota; Viridiplantae; Chlorophyta; Trebouxiophyceae; Chlorellales; Chlorellaceae. Gene Ontology annotation, molecular function: monooxygenase activity; oxidoreductase activity, acting on paired donors, with incorporation or reduction of molecular oxygen; heme binding.
AUGUCCACCUACGAUGUAGGAGCUGCUAACCUGCGCAAAGUGCUUCAGGGCGAAGAUCAGCUCGUGCGGUCCCAGUGGCCGCCAGCCACCGCCGCCCUGCUGGGCCGGCAUUCCCUGUCGAACCUGGCAGGGCCAGACCAUGCCCGCCUCAGGCGCAUGAUGCUCCCUGCCUUCACCCCUCGGGCGGUGCAAGGCUACUACCCCUUCAUCUCCAGCGCCACCUCGGCGGCCUUGGAGGCCUGGUGCGGCUCGGCAGACCCUGUCCUAGCCUAUAAAGCGGUGAACUCGCUGGCCCUGAAGAUCGCCAUUGGCGUGAUCGCGGGGACCGGUGGGCCCUGGAUGCAGGCCGAGGCGUUCCCUGCCUUCCAGCGCCUCGUGACGACGUGGCUGGAGGGCCUGUUUGCCUGGCGCAUAGACCUGUCUUGGACACGCUUCGGGAAGGCCCGCAAGGCACGAGCCGCCCUUGAUCAGAUGGUGCUCGAAAGCAUCGAGGCAUCACGCAGCGGGACAGAGUUCUGUGCCAUCAGGGUGAUGCUGGACGCCAGGGAUGAAAGGGGGGUGCCCUACUCGACCCUGGAGCUCCUGGACAACGUGAUGACCCUGCUCUUUGCCGGGCAUGACACCAGCGCCACUGCCAUGCUGUGCCUGCUGGAGGAGAUGCGGAAGCACCCAGAGGUAAUUGCGGAGCAUGGGGAGGAGCUGACCCCCACAGCCCUGGCAGCCAUGCCCCUGGCAGAAGGCUGGGUGAAAGAAAGCAUGCGCAGGACCCCGGUGGUGCCCAUCGUGCCGCGCACCGCCAUCCAGGGUUUUGAGGAGGGCGGAUUCUGGGUGCGACCCGGCCAGCCGGUGGUGGCUGGCCUGCGCUCCACCAUGCAGCUGGAUCCAAGGUUUGAGGGCAGCAAACCUCUGGCCUUCUGUCCAGAGCGGUGGAUGGCGCCAGAGGCAUCCAGGGACGCCGCGUGGAUGCCGUUUGGGGGCGGGCCCCGCCUCUGCCUGGGCAACCUCCUCUCCAUGGCGGAGCUCAAGAUCUUCCUGGCCCUGCUGACACGAAGGUACGACGUCGAGUUCUUGGACCAUGCGGAGGCAUGGCACUACAUCCCCCUGGCCCGGCCCCUGCGGGGAAUGCCAAUCCGCCUCAGACCCAGGCACCUCACUGGCAAAGCGCCCAGCGCCUAA